Molecule: messenger RNA, 6759 nt
Organism: Leguminivora glycinivorella
Lineage: Eukaryota; Metazoa; Arthropoda; Insecta; Lepidoptera; Tortricidae
Gene: Snoo
Product: ski oncogene
Exons: 2
Coding region: 348-1619 (423 amino acids)
Biological process (GO): negative regulation of BMP signaling pathway
Cellular component (GO): nucleus
Molecular function (GO): SMAD binding; RNA polymerase II cis-regulatory region sequence-specific DNA binding; DNA-binding transcription factor activity, RNA polymerase II-specific
Source: RefSeq, a predicted model, not a curated record
CCACGCCCCCGUCUCAGCCGCCCGCAUCUAUUACGUACCAUUUUGUUUGGUUUUUUGGGCGCCCAAACGGCGAUUUUAAAGAAUACGAGAUCGCAAACCCGACCACCGACGGGUGCCACACGAAUAUAGAGUUCGAACGGCUCAUAAAUACGAAAUGUGACGAGUUUAUUUGCGUAUUUUUGCACGGGUGUGCGUUCGGCGACGGGGCGGAGACGCCGGCGCGGGGCGCGCUCGCCCGGUCGCGACGGCUCACUCGCAGACAUGUCUCGGCCGCGGACGGAGCGCGGCGCGGCCGGCGCCCGCAGUGCGCUCGCGCGGUAGUGUGACAUGCGCUGCGCCCGUGUACCAUGGAUGUGGUGACUCCUCACAUAACGUCAGUGCUGAAGACGUACCAGGCGCACGCGCCGCGGAGCCUGCAGGGCCCGGGCGUGCAGGGAGCGCGGCCGGCGCGCAGUCCGCCGCCGCCGCCGCCCGCGCCCAACCCGCCCAUCCUGCUGGCGCCCGACCGGGUGCGCGGCGAGCGCGGCGAGACCCUGCUCGAGGGCGAGCCCAUCUCCUGCUUCAGCGUGGGCGGCGAGCGGCGCCUCUGUCUGCCGCAGAUCCUCACCUCCGUGCUCACCGACUUUACUUUGGAACAGAUUAACAGAGUGUGUGAUGAGCUGCAGAUCUACUGCUCGCGCUGUACCCCUGAACAGCUUUACGAGUUGAAAUCUAAUAGUGUUUUGCCCCACUCGGCCUUCUCUUGUGGGUUGAUAACGCAGACUGAUGCGGAGAGGCUGUGUGCGGCUCUGCUGCACACUCCGCAAGGCUCUCGGCCGCACAAACUGUCCGGGUACCGCGUCUACCACGAGUGCUUCGGCGGCAGCCGUGGGGUGUUUUCGUCCGAUUUAAACCUAGUGCAAUGUUUGGAGUGCCGUGCUAUGUACAGUCCGCGGCGGUUUGUCUGCCACACGCACGCCACGGAGAACCGAACCUGCCACUGGGGCUUCGACUCCGCGCGGUGGCGGCGUUUCUUAUUAGUGGCGGAUGAGGAACAGGACAAGGAGAAGUGCGCCGCGUUGCUGGACGCUCUGGACGUGGACGAGCCGCAGAUCGUCGUUCCUCUUAAGCACGCUUUGAAGCGAAAACAGGUGGUGGACACGGUGGUGUGCAAGCCGGAGCCCCCGGAGUCGCCGCCGAAGAAGGCGCGCGGCGACGACUACGGCUAUGCGCUGUACGUGGACCCCUACCUGCACUACCGGGCGCUGUCCGCCUUCCGGCCCUGGGGCAAGCGCGAGCCCGCGCUGCAGCACCCCGAGCGCGUCGUGCGCGUCGCCGACUGCACGCGCUUCGAGCGCGACUUCCAGCCCAACGUGGCGCUCAAGCCGCACACGCCGCCCGCCGACGACGUCACGUCUUCCACCUCCCCGCCGCCGCACGCCGACCCCGAGCUGGCCGCGCGCCUGCUGGACGCCGAGGCGCGCUUGGCCGAGCUGGCGCGCCAGCUGGACGAGCGGGAGUCGGAGCUGCUCCGGCGGGAGGCGCGCCUGGACGCGCGCGAGGCCGAGCUGGCGCGCCGCGAGAGCCUCGCCAAGCCGCGCCCCGGCGCCUCGCCCCCCCUCCAGGACCCGCCCUGUUGACCGACGACCGUCAUCACCAGGCUCCGCUCCCGCUGACGCGACGCGUCUCCAAAGUACAAAAGAUUCGCUUGAGAAAGCGCCUGUAAAUAUCCUUCCGGGACCGACCCGCUCUUUAUACUUUAUACUCUUACAUUUUUUGUAGGUACGGUAGUUGAGGCGGUUUACCACUGGACACUUUCCGAUGUACAUAAUCAUAUCAAGUACAGUUUUCUGAAGUUAUUUAAGUUAUUUUUGUACACUAUAUUGUACACUUGUAGUUUCUUCGUCGUGCCAUCUGCAAGGUACCUCUGUUACCUGGACCUCAAUCUGUGCUUUUUUCAAUAAUUAUCAGAAUACUCACAUAAAUAUAGUGAAAUAGAUUUAACAUUUACAACCAUAAGCAUAAUUUAUACAGGGUUAUUUUUAAAUUUAUUUGCAAUAGGUUCGUACGUUAAUAUUUAAAUAGUUUCAGUGUUGCCCGUUCUGUGUUGCCCGUUCUGUGUCGCUUCCGGGACAAAAUGGCGGGAACAUUCAGGUUUUAAAGUACAUUACGAGAAUACUGCUGAGAUUAGUUAACUUCUUUAUAUUUUUCUACGCUAAAUAACUCUGUAUAAAACCUCAAACCAUACCAAAUAAUAAUAAAAUAGUAAUCGCACUCAUACUAUAGUACCCUCACGAUAAAAAAAUAAGCGAAGGUUGUAUGGAUAUGGUGGAGAUAAAAAGGACUUGACAAAAAUGUUUCUUCAGAAUAGUAAAGUUUUGUGAAAUAAAGUUGUGCCUGACGUCAGCUAUUUUAUACUUAAGUAGGAUAAGAUGUCUUUACUGUGCGAAUGAUGUGUUCAUUCAUACCAUUAUUUAAUUUAUAUGUUGAUUCUUUUUAAUUCAUAUUGAGUUAUGCAUUAUUUUUGAAAUGUGCUGGUAACAUUUUAAUCAGUGGACUUUUUUAUUUGGCCAAAAUGGCCCCCUGCAGAUGACAGUUAUUUUUUUAAAGCAUCAUUCGCUCUGUGAGGAACUACGCCUUAUGCCGAACGGUAUGGGAGGCCAACAAAUUUUUAAACCUUAAAUAAGGGAAAAUCCCGCAUUCUACCUCAUUGUAAAUAAAAUUAUAUUUGGCUAAAAUAAGGAGGAGCGUUGGUUAAUUCUUUUUAGAUUUAAAAUUGUUUUGAUUUGGAGCAAUAAAAAAUCACUGCCCGAGACAAAAUGUACGUUCAUUUGUAUAAAUAUUAAUAUUUGUAAGCUUCGUGUUACUGUUUCGUAAACGCUCAUAAGCGGUAAACUACGACGCCUUUUUUAAAUUAUUGGUAAUUUCCAAUUUGUUAAUCCAUAUCUGUUCAUAAAGUGAGGUUAUUGUACAUCCAUGUUUCAAGAAAUGUGCGCAUUAUACUUAUUGAUACAUGUUACAGAAUAAUCUAGCAGGGUCGUUUAUUUAGGCCAAGUGUAUGUCUAAUAGGAUAGGACUAUAAACUUUUUAGUAUGACAUAACUUUCACCACCAUAGUAGACAAAAUCAAGGCAUACACUUUCGGUUGAAAAUAUCACAAUGCCCCCUGGCGUAUUAUGAUCAAUCGUUUCUUGUAACAUUUUGUGGAUCUGUGAAGGGAACUUUCUAAAGUUAUUGUUUUUCUACAGCCAUUUUAUGGCCUUUGCCAGUAACAGUGCAUUUUUCUUUUAGACCAUAAUCAAUUUUACCUAUGAGUAAAAUUUUGUUACUUGUAAAUAUUUGUAUUUUUACUAUUCAUGUACAUACAGUACGCAAUACGUGUGAAUCCCAUUUUUUCUAAUGGCAACAUUUUUAUUAGUGAUUCUUAUUUUGUCUAUGACUUUAAGGACGUCUCAAAUUUAAAAAAGUUACGAACUAACGUCUCGGCCGAGAGAUGGCGCGAAGCGCAAUGAAAAUUGUGUGUGUCAUUGUAUUAGUUAUACAUUUGGAAAGUGGAAUAAAAUUUCACUUUUUUUAAAAGUGAAUAUAAUUUUUUAUCUUUGGCAAAGCUCAAAUGCCACAAAUUGUGAAAACUUCUGAUUAUCUCUUCUUAUUAAAGAGUGCUAUGUUAAAAAGUAGAGUAAGUUAAGUUUCAUUUGUAGGUUAGGCUAUAUCUCUAGUCAGAGACAUUUUGAGAAAAUAAUUACCAUUUUACUUAUUAAUAAUAUAUUAUUACCACAAGCGAGUGUAAUGAGAAUAACUUAUUGUUUAAAACAUAAACUUAGAGUUAAUUUAGACACGGACUGUAUGUCGGUAAUUCGGUAUAUAUAAUUGAAGUAAAGUAAGCUGUUGUACUGAAACUUUUCUGUCAGUACCGUUGUUAACGUUUUGGUGCUAUGAUAUUUUGGCUUGGCAAACUAAAUAGUUUUUAAUUGUAAAUAUAUUUUUAGUAUUUAUUGGCAACUAUUUCUUUUCUACUAAUUAGUUAAUGAAGUUUUUAAUGUAUUAUGAAAUUUCUAUCCGGGUUUUGCAAAUUUAAAAGUUAAACAUGGCUUAGCCAUUGUCUGUGACUUAACCUAAAGUGUCGCUUUAAUUCGUAGCGUAGGUUGUAAUGUAUCCAUUGUGCCGAUGGAAAAGUUUCACAAACGGUCUCUCACUGUCUUGUUAUUGAGAAAUAUUUUAAUGGUGCUAAAUAACAAGUGUAUUCUUUUCUGGGAUAACUCUGAAGGUUGUUUUUUAAUUUCUUAAAACCUUUGUUAAACCUAAGCUAAGAUAGUGAGAGACUUGCGGUACAUGUAAAUAACGUAUUAUAAGUACGAUGUGGUACGUAUGCCAGGCUGUUAAAUCUAAACUCUAGGGUAAGGCGCGAUAAAAACAAUUGUCUACGGUUCUUUCGUUAUUGAAAAUUAGAUUACCUUGAUGUCAAUUUGGCGCCUAAUUACUCGCACAGUCAACAGAUGGCAGUAGUAUCAUUAAAAGUGUAUUGAAAAUUAUCUGUGCGCAGUACUUCUUGCCUAAAUCUACCCUAAUUUUAUUACUGGUUUUUAAAUCAAAAUUUAAAUAAGACGAAAGGAAAAGACAAAGUUUUUAUUGUGAUUGGUGAUUUGCCAGGGUAUAAAGUACUCCUGUGAUCUCAAUGAACGUGCGUUAACGAAAUACAUCCAUUUGUUAAAAAUUGUGAAAGUCGCAAAGUAAAAGUAAACAACAGUAAACGACUGCUGUCAUUUUUAAAUGGUUGCCUUUGGGAUGGUAAAGUCGAAAAAUGUCCAGCUAGAUUAGAAAACACAUUAUGAACACCACCCAAAAUUACUCUCUUUUUGAAUCUAUUUUAAUUAUUGGAUUAUAGUGAAUAUACCUGCUUUGCAUAUUUUUCCUCAAUUAAUCCGCUACCCUAUGGUUAUCUCGGAGAAGUCACUCAGACUAUGAAACCGCUUGUCAUAUAUUCUCUUUUAAUUUUUGAUUUGGACUAUUUAUUAAUGUUUUUUUUUUAAGGACCUUUAUAAAAAAUACAUAUCGGCCCAUUUUACUAAUGUUGUUAUGUGCAAUAUGUUAAUACCUUUUUUUACAUAUUACAUACAUACAUAAAUCAUAAAUCACGCCUGUAUCCCAUAAAGGGGUAGGCAGAACACAUGAAACUACUACAGCUUCAGUGCCACAUAUUACCCACAUAUAGUUUUUUACAUAUUGUGUUUUCUAAAUGGCUUAGGUAUGAAUGAAGUCUUGUUCCGUGCCAAUAUUAUUUAGCAGGCAACAUUACGGAGUUACAUUAAAUAUGCACUUAAUUAGUCACUUAGUGACAGUCGAACACCACAAUAAAUGAAUUUUUUCUACUUUUAUUAUAAAUUCUAAACUGGAUUUUGUCUUUGUGAAUAUUAUUUGUCGAUGUAACAGCAUUAAAAUGACAGUAGUAUUUUUUAAUGGCACCCACGCUCUGGAUUCGGAGCGUUUUGCCAGAUACAGUAGUAUAACAGUAUGCUUUUGCCUAAGCUUUAUUAUUAGGUCAUAAUUAAAAAGUAAAAUUAAGGGUACCGCGUUUGAAACGUUCUAAUAUUUGUCACUGCCUUGUUAAAUUUGUUGUUAUUAUGUAUAAAAGUUUGCCGUUCCUUUCAGUGAUGUAAUUCUUAAUACGUAAAUCGUUUUGGAAGCAAGUCAUCAAAAGCGAGUGACAGAGUAGAUAUUGUUUCGAUUUGUAAAUUCAUCUGUUUGGACGAAUUAUUUGUUGUGCAUUUCUUUUUCUUAUCAGUAUGGCAGGAGUUACACCAUAAUAAUGCCAUAAACCUAUCCAUGCACACAUUACACACCCAAUAAAGUUUUUUAAACAUACUUAAAUAGCAAUGUAGAGGGACCAGAAUUGUGUUAUCUAUAUUAGUACGGCUGUAUUUUUAUGCAUUUUAAACUCGUCAUCAUGAUUCCAAACUUUCGAUACUAACACAGAUGAAUUUACACCAUACGCGCGUUACAUGCCUCGGCUCGUAUUGACAUGAGUCUACAGGAAACUCAUCACACUUGAACUUAGUUCUUCCAGUUUUUAAUAAUGCGGAAUAUCUUGCCCAGAUUCAAAUAAGUCCAAAUUGAGAAGGCUGUUGCUGUACUGGCUGUUUGGGCAGUUAUUGGUGGCACUUUUAUUUUUUUCUUUUGUGCUAGCAACACUAACUGUCACUUGUAUAUAAGUUAGUUUUUUAUGGAGUAUUGUUUUUUAACUUGGGGUUUGUGGUUAAGAUUACUAGAUGGCGCUGGUGUCAAAGAAAAAUUAUAAAAAUAGAGUAAUCAGCGUUUUAUAGAAAAUAUACUAGCGACAUCUAGUGAUUGUUCGCUGUGUUAACCCACGUUAGUGUUUAAAUUUAGAGACUGUAACAGUAAAUUAUUUUCAAAUCGACUUUAAGCCAGUCUGGUUAUGAAAUUGUGUGUGUUAAUCAGAAAAUUGUUUUAAGCUCUCUUAGACAUCAUUUGCACUUCUCUUCUCUUAGACUUAUAAAGCUAAAGCAAUAUUUAAAACAUCUAUUUCACUAGUGCAAAUGAUUUCUAAUUUAAAAAUAGUUUCUCCCCGUUAAGUAAAUCUAAAAUAAAACUAUGUAGCGGUGACAAAAGAUCGUAUAUGUAAAGUACCUGAUAGUUUAGAAGUUAAGGUGAAGACUCUGUUAUGCACACACAUGUCCAUAACAUGUGGUUUUGAAGUGUGUUUUUACCAGAAAAAAUGCUUAUAAAUACCUUGUGGAGCAAUAAAAUGAAAUGAUUUCCAAAA